Messenger RNA from Arachis ipaensis, 1507 nucleotides. RefSeq names its product CMP-sialic acid transporter 1. The record is from RefSeq and is a predicted model, not a curated record. NCBI's taxonomy places the organism in Eukaryota, Viridiplantae, Streptophyta, Magnoliopsida, Fabales, Fabaceae. Gene Ontology annotation, cellular component: Golgi membrane. Gene Ontology annotation, molecular function: pyrimidine nucleotide-sugar transmembrane transporter activity. Gene Ontology annotation, biological process: pyrimidine nucleotide-sugar transmembrane transport.
UGCAAGGUUUGGGGAUCACGUGAUAAAACGCUUCGUUGAAGCGCAUUUCCUUUCCUGAGUGGAUCUGCACUGCACAGCUUGCUCGAAGAAGAAGAUGCAGUGGUACUUUGUCGCUGUGCUCCUCACCGUUCUGACCAGUUCUCAGGGAAUAUUGACAACCCUCUCGCAAAGUAACGGAAAGUAUAAGUAUGAUUAUGCCACUGUCCCAUUUCUUGCUGAGGUUUUCAAGCUUGCGGUGUCAAGUUUCUUUCUAUGGAGGGAAUGUAAAAAGUCACCUCUGCCAAAGAUGACAACUGAGUGGAGAACAGUGAUUUUUUACCCCAUUCCUUCAAUUAUAUAUCUGAUCCACAACAAUGUGCAGUUUGCUACCCUCACAUAUGUUGACACUUCCACCUACCAGAUAAUGGGCAAUCUAAAGAUUGUGACCACUGGAAUACUAUUCAGGUUGUUCUUAGGGAGGAAGCUUUCGAACUUGCAGUGGAUGGCCAUCGUGCUGUUGGCUGUUGGGACAACCACAAGCCAGGUUAGGGGCUGUGGAGAGGCUUCAUGUGAUUCACUAUUCUCAGCACCAAUACAGGGUUACAUGUUAGGAGUUCUGUCAGCUUGUCUCUCAGCUUUAGCUGGAAUUUAUACUGAGUUCUUGAUGAAGAAAAACAAUGAUAGCUUAUACUGGCAGAAUAUACAGUUGUACACGUUUGGUACAAUCUUCAAUAUGGCACGACUUGCUUUGGAUGAUUUUAGAGGUGGAUUUGAAAAUGGACCCUGGUGGCAACGUAUAUUCAAUGGAUACACUAUCACUACUUGGAUGGUGGUAUUAAAUCUAGGGUCUACUGGCCUUUUGGUUUCCUGGUUGAUGAAACAUGCUGACAAUAUUGUUAAGGUAUAUUCUACAUCAAUGGCAAUGCUUCUGACAAUGAUAAUAUCAAUAUUCCUAUUCAACUUCAAACCUACAUUGCAGCUUUUCUUGGGUAUUAUUAUUUGUAUGAUGUCUCUACACAUGUAUUUUGCCCCAUCAAAUAUGCUAGUAGAUAUGCCAGUAACAGUUAAACCGGAUGAAGAGAGGGAGAAGCUUAUUGAAGUGUCUGUUGAUCGAAGAGCACAUUCAUGAUGUCAUUCAAUCAUGAUGUCAUUCAAUGCUUUGGUGUUUUUGAACUCCUCGUUUGUUAUUAUGAUUUUCCCAGAAGGCCUAUUGAAGUCACUUGUUAUAUGGCCUGCAUUGAUUCAGAGAUUCCCAAGAGCAUAGGCAUCUUCAAAAGGGAUUAAUUGAACUCUAUAUUGAUCCCACGUAUUGCCUGGGUAUAAAAAUAUAAAGGAGGAUGUAGAAGAAAAAGAAGAUAGAAUGUGGUUUAGACGGCAAUAGAAUCUUGCCAUUGGAUUUUGUAAGUGGUAAGAUGCUACCUAUGGUGCAUCAAGUCGGGCCACCAUAUGUGGUCAACAUUUUUAUCUGGUUGCUGUAAUCACAAAACAAAUUAAUCAUCAUUAAUCAAUUUGAAUAUGGUUGUUUACA